Molecule: messenger RNA, 1058 nt
Organism: Dacryopinax primogenitus
Lineage: Eukaryota; Fungi; Basidiomycota; Dacrymycetes; Dacrymycetales; Dacrymycetaceae
Exons: 2
Coding region: 354-980 (208 amino acids)
Source: RefSeq, a predicted model, not a curated record
ACCCUGCUCUGGCCACCCAUCCACAGCCAUCCUCCAUCGCUGGCUCGAACUACCAAUCGCCGGAACCGGUAUACCCUACGCGCCCGGUCGCAUAUGACGUGCGAAACCCGUAUCGCCCACCUUCCUCACAGGCGCAGCAUCUGCAACCCCCAGCGCAGGGACAAACAGUAGCCCCGGGGUAUACGCAGAGCGCACCGGCAAGCAUUGCUAGGAGCACGUAUUCUCUCCCCAGCUCAAGUGCCCGGAGUGUGUCGGGAGAAGAAGAUUAUCGGUCACGAGCUACGGUGCCGAGGAGCAGGUUGUAUGACGAGGGCCGGCGCGACUGGGAGCUGGUUUACGGCCAAGGCGGAGGGAUGGGGAACGUCAGAUCUACUGCGGAGCCGAGGGCCCAUCUGACGUAUGAGAUCAUCGCUGCUGCUGCUGGGUUCGCAGCAAUGCGCAUGUGGGAAGAUAAUCUCCGCCAACAGGGGCACGCGCCUCAUCAUUCCCUCGCUAGGGAACUCCUCGCCGCUUUCGCAGCAGCAGAGAUCGAGAAGCUCGUGGAGACCAAGGGCCUCGCCUGGCUGGACAAGGAGCGCGCGAAGAGGGAGGCAGCACAGAGCGCAGACAGGCUUGUGAGGGAGCAAUAUCCCGAUCGACCUGCUUCUGGCCCUGCGCCACGCGAACAUCCCCCUUCGUCUGGGCCCCCAACGACCAGCGCCCCUGCCUCCGCCGCAUCGGCAGCAUCCCGUCGUUCCUCCAUGUCGGCCAGUUCGAAGCCUCCCAUCACUCUAUUCUUCCCACCUCCCAGCUCGCCCUGGGCUAAUGGAGCACGUCCGGCUCCUACCAGCACGGGACAGUACUACCCGCAGGGGAGGGCGGGCAGCUCUGUUGCGGCUUCCGCUACAGGCAGUUCGGUGCAUGGCCCGGAGGACAUGAGCAGGCUGAGGGAAGAGGAAGCAAAGAGGCACAAGCUUAUCAAGCGCGACUUCGCAUACUAACGCUGCUGAGGCAUUCGACACUAUUUCGCUACAAGACACUUCAGACGAACAACUUCUUACGACUUUUAUGACAGACAC